GGAAGGCGAGCCGGUGGUUCGGGGUCGCGCAGUCCAAGUCGGCCAAGACGAACGUGAACAUCCUUCACCAGGAGGAGCUGAUCGCGCAGAAGAAGCUGGAGCAGCAGGCGAAGCAGAACUACCUGGGCAUCCAGCAGCUGCCUCUGCUCGGGGAAGAUGACGGAGCUGACAGUGAAGCCUGCGUUUCCAACAAGUUUGUUAAUGAUGGCAGUUUCCUCCAGCAGUUUCUCAAGCUGCAGAAGGAAAAGUCAAGCACGGAACCUCCCCCAGGUUCUACUAAUAACUCGGCAAACGCUUCUGCGCCAAAUGCUGGGAAGAAGCCUAUGCUGUUCGGGAAGCGCCCGGGUCAGGUCCUGAGCAGCAUGCUGCACCAAGCGAAGCACUACUCCCAUUCCAAACAGACCCCGGUCGUUAACCGCCUCAGUGUGUUUCAGUCGCCAGAUGAAGAUGAGGAGGAAGACUAUGAGCAGUGGUUGGAAAUCAAAGUUUUACCCCCAGAGGAUGCGGAGACCCGGCAAGUGGUGGAAAAGCUGGCUAGGUUCGUGGCUGAAGGGGGACCAGAAUUAGAGAAGGUGGCUAUGGAAGACUACAAGGAUAACCCAGCGUUUUCGUUUUUGCAUGAUAAGAACAGCAGAGAAUUCCUUUACUACAGAAAGAAAGUGGCAGAGAUAAGAAAAGAGAAUCAAAGUUCUCAGGCAUCCUCUUCUCAGAAAGUUUCACCCCCAGACGACGAAGAGACAAAGAACUCUGCUGAGAAACUGGCCAGGUUCAUAGCAGACGGGGGUCCCGAGGUGGAAGCUAUUGCCUUGCAGAACAACCGAGAGAACCAUGCUUUCAGGUUUUUAUACGAGCCAAACAGCAAAGGCUACAAGUAUUACCGGCAGAAACUGGAGGAGUUCCGUAAGGCCAAAACCAGCACUGCGGGUGCCCCCGGGCCUGUCGAGUCCAGUCUGAAAAGGAAGACCAGUCCCGAGGCAUCGCCGUCACCUUUGUGCUUACCGUCCUUGCCCCUGCCCUUGCCCUCCCCUUUGCCUUUGCCCCUGCCCUUGCCCACAGCUACAACUACUGCUGCAACAGCAACUACAGCCGCUGCUCCGGGCACUACUAAAAAGAAGCGGAAGAGCAGGUGGGGGCCAGAGGAGGACAAGGUUGAGCUGCCUCUCCCACAGCUUGUCCAACAGCUGGAUUCUCCCUCCCCUCUUUCAGUUCAGGACCUGAAGGGUCUUGGUUAUGAAAAAGGGAAACCGGUUGGUUUGGUGGGUGUGACGGAGCUCUCCGAAGCCCAGAAGAAACAGCUGAAGGAGCAGCAGGAGAUGCAGCAGAUGUAUGACAUGAUCAUGAAGCACAAGCGAGCCAUGCAGGAGAUGCAGAUGAUGUGGGAGAAGGCAAUUCAGCAGCACCAGCAUGGCUAUGACAGCGAUGAAGAGGUGGACAGUGAGCUGGGCACGUGGGAGCACCAGCUUCGACGCAUGGAGAUGGACAAGACGCGAGAGUGGGCUGAGCAGCUGACCCAGAUGGGCAGAGGGAAACAUUUCAUUGGAGACUUUCUGCCACCUGACGAGCUGGAGAAAUUCAUGGAGACGUUCAAGGCAUUGAAGGAAGGACGUGAGCCGGAUUAUUCCGAAUACAAAGAGUUCAAACUGACUGUGGAAAACAUAGGUUAUCAAAUGCUAAUGAAGAUGGGCUGGAAGGAAGGCGAGGGACUUGGCUCAGAUGGACAGGGGAUUAAAAACCCAGUCAGCAAGGGCACGACCGCUGUGGAUGGAGCCGGUUUUGGCAUCGACCGUCCCGCUGAGCUCACCAAGGAGGAUGAUGAGUACGAGGCAUUCCGUAAACGGAUGAUGCUCGCCUAUCGCUUCCGACCAAAUCCAUUGAACAAUCCACGACGACCUUACUACUGA
Tauraco erythrolophus (red-crested turaco) is the source of this 1901-nucleotide messenger RNA. The record is from RefSeq and is a predicted model, not a curated record. NCBI's taxonomy places the organism in Eukaryota, Metazoa, Chordata, Aves, Musophagiformes, Musophagidae.